UUUGGGUGAACGAGACAAACGGAGCGAUGCGCGUUUACCACUUGAAUCUAUUAGUGCUAAGUGCGGGCCUUUUGGUCCUGAUGGCGAAAUCGGGAACCACGGCCCCCCAGGCGGAUGUGGAUGUACAGCAACUGACUCUGGCGGAUGUAAAUCGGGCCGAGGAGCAGCAGGAGAUGCCGGCAGUUCGCCUGGCCAGGCAAUUUGGAGGCGGUCGAGGAGGAUUUGGCAGAGGCGGCGGUGGAUUCGGCCGGAGGGGAGGCGGAGGAUUCGGACGAAGGGGAGGCGGAGGAUUCGGCGGCGGUGGAUUCGGCGGCGGUGGGUUCCGGAGACCCGGUGGAUUCGGAAGAGGUGGCUUCGGGGGUUUCGGAGGAGGAUUCCCACCACCACCUCCACCGCCCUUCUUCGGCGGGCCCUUCUACGGCUAGGUGUUAUUAAUUUAAUGUGCAUACAUGUGAUACGAUCAGAGCAGGAUUAGCUCCUAAUAAAUCAACACGAGCUGCUGCUCUAAUUA
Molecule: messenger RNA, 511 nt
Organism: Drosophila suzukii
Lineage: Eukaryota; Metazoa; Arthropoda; Insecta; Diptera; Drosophilidae
Source: RefSeq, a predicted model, not a curated record